This is a messenger RNA of Saccharomyces eubayanus, 597 nucleotides long. RefSeq names its product SCF ubiquitin ligase subunit SKP1 (gene SKP1). The transcript has a single exon. NCBI's taxonomy places the organism in Eukaryota, Fungi, Ascomycota, Saccharomycetes, Saccharomycetales, Saccharomycetaceae. Bases 1 to 597 code for a protein of 198 amino acids. Gene Ontology annotation, cellular component: cytoplasm; nucleus. Gene Ontology annotation, molecular function: cullin family protein binding. The record is from RefSeq and is a predicted model, not a curated record. Gene Ontology annotation, biological process: mitotic cell cycle; SCF-dependent proteasomal ubiquitin-dependent protein catabolic process.
AUGGUAGCUUCUAGUGUUGUUCUCGUGAGUGGGGAGGGUGAAAGAUUCACCGUGGACAAAAAGAUCGCAGAGAGGUCUCUGUUAUUGAAGAACUAUUUGAACGAUAUGCAUGACAGCAACUUACAGAACAACUCCGAUUCAGACUCGGAUUCGGACUCCGAGGCCAACCACAAGAGCAAAGAUAAUAGCAACAAUAACAACAACAACGACGAUGACGAUGACGACGAAGACGAGAUCGUGAUGCCCGUGCCCAAUGUCCGGUCUUCUGUUUUGCAGAAGGUCAUCGAGUGGGCAGAACACCACAGGGACUCCAAUUUCCCCGACGAAGACGACGAUGAUUCCAGAAAGAGCGCCCCCGUGGACUCAUGGGAUAGGGAGUUUUUGAAAGUGGACCAAGAGAUGCUUUAUGAAAUCAUCCUGGCGGCAAACUACCUUAACAUCAAGCCGUUGCUGGACGCGGGCUGCAAAGUUGUUGCCGAAAUGAUCAGAGGCAGGUCCCCCGAGGAAAUAAGAAGGACGUUUAAUAUCGUCAACGACUUCACCCCAGAGGAGGAAGCCGCCAUCAGACGUGAGAAUGAAUGGGCCGAAGACCGUUAG